Molecule: messenger RNA, 2790 nt
Organism: Prunus armeniaca (apricot)
Lineage: Eukaryota; Viridiplantae; Streptophyta; Magnoliopsida; Rosales; Rosaceae
Source: the annotation of a GenBank genome assembly
AUGAAAAAACUAGUCCGCACUCCGCUCUCUGUUUCCAAGUUUUCCCACCAGUUAGUCACUCUGAAACCGAAUGGAGCUGAGACACAAGCCCUAAAACUCUACAGUUCUUCCGGUUGCUCUCUGCCUGAUAGACCACAAUAUCAGAAAUAUCUGGUUCGUAGAAAUCCCACAGGAGCAUCCAAGAGCUUUGCACCCUCAAAGCAGCAGAAUUUUUCCCCGUUUCCCUUCCUCUUCUUCCCUUUUCACUCUCUAAGGUGGAUGGGUUGUAGUGAGCCUGAUAUAUCAAGUCAUCCACAAGAAGAGAGUGACUACAAUGAACUUCCAACGUCAUUUAGAUUGGAUAUUGAUGUGCAACGUGAUUGUCGAAGCUCAAAAGAUUCCUGUGCCGAAAGGAGUCAGGCAGUUAUCGACCAUGAACAUGACUCUCCAAGAGAGUGUCAAAGUCCAAAAGGUUCCUCUUUUGAGAAGAGGCUGGCGGUUAUUGAUACUGAGCAGGAGUAUCAGAGUCCAAUUCCUUCUUCUAUUGACAAGAACCAGGUGGAAAUUGACUGUGAGGAGUGUGAAACCCCAAAAUUUUACUCUGUGAGUAAGUUUGAGAUGGAUGUAGAUGGUGAGGAGGAGUUGCAGAGUCCAAAUGUUCCCUGUGCUGAUGUACCAGGAGCUGGUAUGGCCAUGAAAGGUGAGGAAUACAUUUAUGUGGUACCGCACAUUGGGGUGGAGUUUGAGUCAGAAGACCAUGCAUACAAUUGUUACAGUAGAUAUGCUGUGCUGGAAGGUUUCAGCAUUAGAAAAGAUUUCGUAAAUAAAAGUAGGAUAAAUGGUAUAGUUGUUUCAAGAAGGUACACUUGUUAUAGACAAGGAUAUCGGCCUAUCCAACAUAAUGCCAACGUGAGGAAAUCCCGGCGGGAAACAAGAACUGGUUGCUUGGCACACAUGACCAUUGCACGUCAACCCAAUGGCAAGUUUUGUGUUACUCAUUUUGAACCUAAGCACAAUCAUGAGUUUGUUGCCCCUUGUACAACUUAUAUGUUACCAUCACAGAAGAGAUUGAAUUUUGCUCAAGCAGUUGAAGCCGACUUGGGUGAUAAAUCUGGAAUAGAUGGGGUGCCAAAACUUGGAAUGGGGUUCGACGCAGAAGAUCACGCAUAUGAGUUUUACAACACUUAUGCUGGACGGGUAGGUUUUAGUGUUCGGAAGGAUUAUGUAAAUAGGAGCAAAAUAAAUGGUUCUGUGGUCUCUAGAAGGUUUACCUGUUUUAGAGAAGGUUUUCGGCAGAGAGACAAACGGGACAUGAAUGUGAAGAGACCUAGAAAGGAGACAAGAAUUGGCUGUUUGGCGCAAUUGGUCAUAUCUCGACAACCUGAUGAUAGAUACCGCGUCACUCACUUUGAAGAAAGGCACAAUCAUGAGCUUGUUGCUGCUUGUAGAGUUCACAUGUUGCGGUCGCAAAAGAGAUUAAUUGCAGCUCAAGUUUUUGAAGGCGAUUUAGUGGAUUGUUCUAAUAUGCAGCCAGAAUCAGCCUCUGAGUUAAUAUGUAAGACAGGUAGAGACUCUGAUAAUCACGGUUAUGAUCCCAUAGAUUAUAAAAAUAAACUUCCUUUCAAAUGUAUGCGAGGAAUGAGAGAGGGAGAAUCAGCCAGACUGCAGCAAUUUUUUCAGAGCAAGCAAUUGAAAAACCCUUCCUUUUUUUAUGCUUUGCAACCUGAUGUAGAUGAUCAAGUAACUAAUGUUUUCUGGGUUGACACCAAGAUGGCGAUGGACUACGGUGAUUUUGGUGAUGUGAUCUGCUUUGAUACAACUUACAGAUUACAGAAAGAUAGCCGACCAUUCACACCUUUUAUUGGGAUAAAUCAUCAUAAGCAAAUGCUGAUCUUUGGUGCUGCACUUUUAUAUGAUGAAAGUGUUGAAUCUUACAAGUGGCUCUUCCAAACUUUCCUAGAGGCCAUGUCGGGAAAGAAGCCAAAAACUAUACUCACAGAUCAAGAUGCACUGAUGGCAGAAGCAAUUGAUAAGGUAUUUCCCGAAACACUGCAUCGAAUUUGUGUUUGGCAUGUGUACCAAAAUGCACUUAAACAACUGAGCUACAUGUUUGCGGGCUCUGGUUCUUUUAUCAAUGAUUUAAGCAGUUGUCUUUUUUAUCAUGAGGAUGAGGAGGAUUUCAUUAAUGCAUGGAAGGUAUUGUUGGAUGUAUACGGUCUUUGGGAAAAUGAGUGGUUGCGUGAGAUGUUUGAAUAUAGAGAGAAAUGGGCCACAGCUUAUGGAAGGCAUAUUUUUUGUGCUGACAUAAAAGCUGUACUGCUACAUGAAAGUUUUACUGAAAACCUAAGAAAGUAUUUAAAGUCAGACUCGGAUGUGCUUCUGCUGUGCAAGCAUCUUGGAAAGGUCAUAAAUGAUUGGCACUACAAAGAACUAGAGGGUAAUUACAACAUGCACCACCAUCUGCCAGAACUUAUGGGUGAUGUGAUUCUUUUGAAGCAUGCGAGGAAUGUGUACACACCAAUGAUAUUUGAAUUGUUCCAGCAAGAGUAUGAAAAAUGCCUAAAUAUCAUUGUGAAUCAAUGCACUCAGACCGGGCUGUUGUUUGAGUACAAAGUUAGCAUAUAUGGGCAACCACGAGAGUACAUGGUUACUUUUGAUUCAUCUACAGAAACAGUUGCCUGUAAUUGUAUGAAAUUUGAGUUUAUGGGAGUUUUGUGCAGCCAUGCAUUGAAAGUACUUGACUAUAGGAAUAUAAAGAUUCUCCCUUCCAAAUACAUUCUGAAGAGGUGGAGUAAAGAUGCUAGGGUCUGA